AUGAGGCCGGCCAGAGAUGCCCUGCCAGGGCCGCGAGCCUUCUCAUGGCGGACCACGUUGCUCGUGGCCGUCCUGCUUUGGCAGGUCUUGAUGGCCACCACCGUCGAGGCCAAGAAGGACAAGCCCACCAUCACCGUCACCGACUUCGACCGGUUUCCCGUGAACCUCAACUACUUCCCCGACUCCGACAUCGUCCUCUUCCAGGACCAGAGUGCCGGCACCAUAUACCGAUCCGCCGACGCCGGAGCGACAUGGAAGAAGGUGGACCAGAUCCCCGACGGCAAGGCGGCUGCCUUGGUCAUGCACGAGUACGACCAGAACCGGGCCUACGUCCUGACCAAGGGCAUGCACCAUUGGAGGACACACAACCGCGGCGAGACGUGGGAGACCUUCUUCACCGAUGCCGAGCUGAACAUUUUCCGCAACGACUGGAUGGUCUUCCAUGCCACGAACCCCGACCACAUCCUGUUCUACGGCAUUGACUGUGAGAGCAUCUUCUGCGACGAGGUCGUCAUGUACACAAAGGACGGCUUCGAGUCGGAAGCCGAGUUCCUCCGGGGCAUGACCGACAGCUGUUGGUGGGCCAAGUCAUCACCACUGUUUGCUACUGGCGACGACGAGCUCGACAACAACAGGGUUCUGUGCAUUGUCAAAGGCAACUUCUCCCCCCUGAAGGAGGACAACCGGCUGUUGAUCUCGGACAACUUUUUCAGCGCAAAGGGUGCGGAUGGCGUCGUGCAAGAGUUUGAGCCAAACCUCAACGGCAUUGGACCUGUCCAAGGAGUUGUCAACCUGGCCGUGGUGAAGAAGUACAUGUUGAUCGCUACGGCCUCGAAGAACACGGACGAGAUGGCAUUGUACGUCACGGACGACACCCUGAAAUGGCACCGGGCCGUCUUCCCCAGCGACCACCGCAUCAACGAGGCGGCCUACACUGUCUUGGAGGGCACCAACUACAGCAUCCAGAUCGAUGUCAUGAACGCACGCCCUUCCAACCCCAUGGGUGUCAUGCUUACUAGCAACUCCAACGGUACUUACUUUACCAAGAACGUCGAGCACACGAAUCGGAACAUGAUGGGCCACGUUGAUUUCGAGAAGAUCACAGGUGUGCAAGGAAUUUUUCUGAUAAACCAAGUUGAUAACUGGGAGGACGUCCAACAGGACUCCAAGGCCAAGAAAAAGCUCAAGACGAAGAUUACUUUUGACGACGGUAGAACCUUUGAAAAGGUGCACUCGGACGAUAAGACGAUCCACCUCCACUCCGUCACCGAGCUCAAUAACGUUGGGCGGGUGUUUUCGAGUCCUGCCCCGGGUCUUGUCAUGGGCAACGGCAACACUGGUGAUUACUUGGAGGCAUAUGACGACGCUAACCUCUACGUGUCCGACGAUGCUGGCCGGACUUGGGCCAAAGGUCCGGACGGCCCCCAUAAAUUCGAGUUUGGUGACCAAGGUUCCAUUUUGCUGGCGGUCAGGGAUGUGAAGUCUCCUGAGGUCACGGAAUUGAAGUACUCGUUGAACCACGGGAAGUCGUGGGACCCUUUGGAGCUGCCAGACAGCCUCAAGGUCCGCCCUUGGGUUCUGACCACCACCCAAGACUCGACCAGCCUGAAAUUUAUCCUCACUGCAGAAUCGAAGUCGAAAUAUCACGUGAUCUCGAUCGACUUCGACGGUCUUCAUGAGGCCACUUGCAAGGAAAGCGAUAUGGAGGAUUGGAUUGCGCGCGUCGACGACAAGAAUAAGGCAAGCUGCCUCAUGGGACACACUCAAACAUACCACCGUCGCAAGAAGGAGGCCAAAUGUUUUGUCAACCAAGUCUUCAAGGACCCUGUUCCGAUCUCCGUGCCUUGCGACUGUUCUGCCGAUGACUUUGAGUGCGAUUUCAACUUCGUCAAGAAGGACGGCAAAUGCGAGAAGGUGGGACCAGUAAUCCCGCCCGAGGGUGCUUGCAAGAAGGGCGAUCCCGAGGAGACUUUCAUGGGGUCCAGUGGCUGGCGACUUAUCCCUGGCGAUGACUGCAAGCGAACCGGCAAGGACAGCGAGCAGAAGGACGCCUUGAAAGAAUGGAAAUGUAAGGAUGCGGCAAGCGCACCCGGCGGAGGGGAAGCCAGCGGCAAGAUUUCCCACAAGCAAAACCCAAUCAAGGGUGACUUCAGCCUUUUCGAGAAGCACUACCUGGAGCGAGGUGAUACCAAUCUUGGUGAUGACGAAACUAUCAUCAUGCGACCGUAUACACUCUCGCCCUACCGGCAAGGAGAUAUCAUGGUCUCACAAGACCACGGCAAAAGUUGGGAUACUCCCAAGACACUCGCGGAUGCGGAUAUCCUUUACAUGAACUCUCACCAAUACUCCAAGGACAGGGUGUUCUUUAUCACCAAAAAGGGCAAAAUUAUCUACAGUAUUGACAGAGGCCAGAACUUUUUCUCGUUCACUGCACCAGACCCUCCGAACCUCGAGCGCCUGGGUUCGCCUUGGUCCUUCCAUCCCGACAGAAAAGAUUGGUUGAUCUGGCACGGCAAACGGUGCUCUGAUGGUGGCGCUUGUUACGACGUAGCUUCAGUUUCCAGAGACCGUGGAGACAACUGGGAGACAUUGGCUCGUUUUGUUGCUCGGUGUGAGUUCACUGGCUCGCAAGCCUACAAAGGUUAUGGGAGACCUGAGAAGCAGGUCACUUGUCUCAGAAAGGCGCGGGAAGAUGACAAACAAGACAACCCAUACGAGCUGGUUUACACGGACGAUUUUAUCGAAGACAAGGGCAACAUGAAGCUCGUCCACACAAACGUCAAAGACUUCGCAACAAUGGCAGAGUUCAUCGUGGUUGCAACGGAAAACCAAACGGCACAGACCCUUCACGCAUGGGCCAGUGUUGAUGGUCAGAAGUAUGCGGCUGCACACUGGCCCCACAAGUUUGAAGUUGGCAAAGAGACACUGUAUACAGUUCUCGACAGCUCAACGCAUGCUGUCAAUCUAUUUGUCGAGGUCGACAACAUGCGCGGCUACGGAUCCAUCCUGAAGAGCAACUCUAACGGCACAUCUUAUGUGCUUAGCGUUCCCAACGUGAAUGUUGAUAAGCAGGGUUAUGUGGACUUUGAGAGAAUGCUGGGCAUUCAGGGGGUUGCCGUUGUCAACAGUGUUGAGAACCCGAACAGUGAUUCUGAACCCAAGAAAUUGCAGACUCGAAUCACACACAAUGACGGUGCUGAGUGGGCCUUUUUGCCAACUCCAAAGAAGGACGGCAAGAACGACUUCGGUUGCUACAGCACCCAAGGCGAUGAAAAUUGUGCUCUGCAUAUCCACGGAUACACUGAGCGCGUGGAUCGCGGGAAGACAUACUCCUCGGAGAGUGCGGUCGGCAUCAUGUUCGGCUGGGGCAACGUUGGCGCAAUCCUAGGAGAUAUCAAAGACGCCGACACCUUCAUGACCACCGACGCCGGACUCAGCUGGAAGUUGGCACAGAAGGGCAAGUGGACCUGGUCUUUCGGCGAUCAAGGCUCCAUCAUUAUACUGGCUCAGCGGGAAAGCAAGACCAAGUCCAUCAAGUACACGGUGGAUGAAGGUGAAAGCUGGCAGGACUACACCUUUUCGGACUCGGAUGUUGUGAUCACCGACAUUACGACCCUCCGCUCCGGUGCUUCACGCAAUUUCCUGCUUUGGGGCCAUGAGGGCGACAAGCUGUUCACUAUCAAUAUCGACUUCACUGGCCUGACUAACCAGGAAUGCAAAUUCGACAAGGACGACUUGUCCAAGUCGGACUAUAACCUGUGGACCCCACGUCAUCCGAAGCAACCAGAUGGGUGCCUCUUCGGUCACCAGGCUCAGUACCUACGCAAGAAGACGGAUAGAAAGUGCUUUAAUGCGCAGAAAUUGCAGCACCUCUGGGGCUUCGAUAACUGCACUUGUACACGCCAGGACUACGAAUGCGACUUUAACUACGAAAUGGACGAGCAUGGUCAAUGCAAGCUGGUGGAAGGUUACCAGCCUGUAUCUCUAGAGCAGUACUGCAAAGAGAACCCUGAUGCCAUUGAGUUUUACGAGCCAUCUGGCUACCGCCGUAUUCCGCUCACCACCUGUUCUGGAGGUGACAAGGAAAUGGACAAGAUGCUGACUGUUCACCCGUGUCCUGGUAAAGAGGAAGAAUUCGAGAGGGCUCACGGCGUCUCUGGUGUUGCCAUCUUCUUUGCCAUCAUCAUCCCCAUCGGCAUCGCGGGUGCGAUAGGCUGGUGGGUCUGGCGCAACUGGACUGGCAAGUUCGGCCAAAUCCGGCUCGGCGACCAGGGGAGCACGUUCGACAGCGACUCGCCGCUGGUCAAGUACCCUGUAGUGGCCGUCUCGGCCGUCGUGGCUGUAGUUGCUACGCUCCCUCUCGUCGCCUCGAGCAUCUGGCGAGCCGGCUCCUCGUUGUUCGAGAGGUUCACUGGCAGGGGCGGCGCCGAGUACAGCUGGUUGGGCGGCAGCGGGCCCAGGAGGUUUACGACACGGGACAGCUUUGCGCGUGGGAGAGCCGACUACGCUAUUGUGGACGAGGACGAAGGGGAGCUGCUGGGAGAGGACAGCGACGAAGAGGUAUAA
Molecule: messenger RNA, 4566 nt
Organism: Neoarthrinium moseri
Lineage: Eukaryota; Fungi; Ascomycota; Sordariomycetes; Amphisphaeriales; Apiosporaceae
Exons: 2
Coding region: 1-4566 (1521 amino acids)
Biological process (GO): protein targeting to vacuole; Golgi to vacuole transport; Golgi to endosome transport
Cellular component (GO): Golgi apparatus; membrane
Molecular function (GO): protein binding
Source: RefSeq, a predicted model, not a curated record